Molecule: messenger RNA, 696 nt
Organism: Peronospora matthiolae
Lineage: Eukaryota; Oomycota; Peronosporomycetes; Peronosporales; Peronosporaceae
Source: the annotation of a GenBank genome assembly
AUGGUGUGGGCCGUGGCCACUGCAGUGUAUCCAGCUCGGGCGGGCAGAUCCAUAGCUACCUGUCCAAACCGUUCGUCGUCACUUGCGGCGGUGGUAGCGUCUUCGUCACCGUCCGAGACCUCGUGGUUGCUGCUGCUGUCGUCCUCAGGGUCUCCAGGGCCACGAGUGGAACCUAGGACGCGAGAAGUAAAGACUACAAGCGUGAGCCCAUCGGUACCACGGCUGGGCAGCAAUUAUGCCGCCCUGCUGUGUCUAGCAGCAACAGUCGCGGGAGCCGUCGCUCUGCAUAUUCUGCAUGUAUUGAAGCGAUACCCGGUCGGGCAGCGUAACGACCGCCCUGCCGGGUACGCCAACAACCGCUCUUCAGUCUUGGGGGCCGCGGCGGGCGAGCAGGCACGCGGAGAGAUGCACGAAGCUAAUAGGCAUGCGGAGAAGGCGUAUGCUGCACUCGAGACCCCUGCAGGGUCGGCUGAGUCGAAGCCGGCUUGGGGCGAGGCCCCCCGGCGCGUUGUCUUGAUUAUUUUCGCUAACAUCGUCGACCCCUAUACUGAGAUCAAGUAUAGGUCCGAAGUUUCCUUCACUGGUACCAACGGGGGGGGGAGACCGCUGGGCCUCUUCCCGGUCAUCGACGGUACCCAAAACCAAGACUGGAGACCGGGGGGCCUCGUGCGCGCCAGAGAAUUCGGCGCGCGCUGA